CACUUUCGUGGGCUGUUAGCUGCAACGAUUUGGACAGUCACCAUUGCAACUUGCAAUCCAACAGACGUUAAAUAUUCAAUUCGGUUGAAUUACUUUGAUCUUUUGAGAAAAUCCGCUGCGAAUAAAACAUAUUACAAGAGGCGAGCAACAAUUACGUAAAAGAUGCACCCCAGCUGGUUAUUAGUCUGCUUGGUGGCACUGCUGAUGCCCAUCACCUCAACGGCCUUUAAUAUAUUGUUCAUGGGUCCCUUUCCAGCGCCCAGCCAUUGGAUGUGGCUGGAGCACUUUUUGCGUGAGCUGCUGCAGCGCGGUCAUCAUGUAACGGCUGUGACCAAUCAUCGGGCAAAAUAUACGCACGAGAAUCUGACAGAGAUCAUCAUCGAGCCGCAAUUCGAUAUACCCUACUAUUUUCCCAAAGAGAACAUUUUCAAAAUGCGUUUCGCCAGCGAUUUCCAGAAUUUACAAAUGUGGUUUCAUGUUGGCUUGCUCACCUCCGAGCAUGCGCUCAACGAUCCCAAAGUGAAGGCGCUGGUCGCGAGUAAAAAUCAGCAAUUCGAUUUGUUGAUUUUGGAGCAAUUCUUCCAUGAGAGUUUUCUGAUGUUUGCGCACAAAUUCAAGUGCCCUGUGGUAACGUUGGGAACUAUGGGUUAUGCAGAUAAUAUGGAUCAUGCGAUGGGCCUGUUGACACCGUGGUCUUUUAUACCGCAUUUGCUGCUCUCGCAUACAGAUGAGAUGACCUUCACACAGCGCGCUUACAAUACCUACUUAUCACUGUAUGAUGCUGUGAUGCGCCGCUGGUUUUAUAUGCCCAAAAUGCAGGAGAUGGCCGAACGACAUUUCGCCGAAGUUGUGGAUGGUCCCUUGCCGCAUGUGCGUCAAUUGGAGAAAAACAUUUCGUUGAUGUUGAUCAACAGUCAUCGCAGUGUGGAUGUGCCGCGUCCCAGUAUGCCGGGGCUGAUAAAUGUCGGUGGUAUACAUAUAAAGGAACCGAAGCCGUUGCCACAUGAUCUGCAGAGCUACCUGGACAACGCUACCCAGGGUGUGGUUUACUUCAGUCUUGGUUCUUAUAUGAAGAGCAUCGAUAUGCCGCAAGAGAAAAUCAGUCUCAUCCUCAACGCUUUCAGUCAGUUGAAACAGAAUGUUUUGUGGAAAUUCGAGAACUCAUCCAUCGGCCAUCUGCCGUCGAAUGUGAAAAUCCAAAGUUGGUUGCCACAGAAUGACAUACUCGCACAUCCAAAUGUGAAGGUCUUCAUUACACAUGGCGGCCUUUUCGGCACACAAGAGGGCAUCCAUUGGGGUGUGCCGAUGUUAAGCAUACCCCUGUAUGGCGAUCAACACCGGAACACAAUCAAAUCGGUGCGUGCUGGCUAUGCACGCACUUUGAACUUCGGCCAAAUGACCAGCGAGGAUUUGGUACUGAACGUACGACAGCUCAUCAGUGAACCCAGUUAUAAGCAGAAGGCGCUCGAAGCAUCGCGCAAAUUCAGAGAUAAUCCAAUGCAUCCUCUGGACGAGGCUUCAUUCUGGAUUGAGUAUAUUGCGCGGCAUAAAGGAGCAACGCAUUUGAAGUCCCACGGCGCCUUCAUGCCACUCUACCAGUAUUUGCUGUUGGACGUGUUCGGUUGUGCGCUCUUGAUCGCAUUUGUAGUGAUUUGGCUGCCGCUGAAAAUGCUCAAACUAUUGGGUAGCCUAUUGCAGCGUAAGAGCGCUGAGGUCUUACGUAAGAAGCGUCAGGCAAUGAACGAAAGCAGCAGCAGUGAUCCGCCAACUGAAGCGAACAAUAGCAGUCAUAUUUCUCAUAAAACUGAACCAAACGAAUACUUUAAAACAGAUUGUACAAUGUUUUUACCUGUUCGACUCUUAGUGAUUACGCUUAUUCUGUCGCGCUACGCUUAUGGCACCUACAACAUCUUAUUUAUGGGACCCUUCCCAGCGCCAAGUCAUUGGAUGUUUAUGGAACACUUUCUGGAACAACUGCUGCAACGUGGCCACCAUGUCACAACGCUCACCAAUCAACCAGCCAAGCAGCAGCAUGCAAAUUUAACGGAAAUCAUUAUAGAACCGCCGCUGGAUCUAGCAUAUUACCAUCCCAAAGCGAACAUGUUUAAGAUGCAGUUCACCAGUGAUUUUGAAAACUUGCAUCUGUAUUGGGAGAGCGGUUUAACGAGUACCGAAUAUGCGCUCAAUCAAACUGAAGUUAAAUCACUUAUUGCCAGUAAGGAUCUUCAUUUCGAUCUUGUCGUUUUGGAGCAGUUCUUUCAUGAGAGUUUACUUAUGUUUGCACACAAAUUUAAAUGUCCUGUCGUGACGCUGGGCACUUUGGGUUACGCCGAUAAUAUGGAUCAUGCCAUGGGUCUGUUGACGCCCUGGUCAUUUGUGCCGCAUUUGUUUCUUUCUGAUAUAUACCGUAUGAAUUUCUAUCAACGCGCGUAUAAUACAUUUCUUUCGUUCUAUGAUGUGGUUGUGAGACAUUGGUAUUAUUUGCCGCGUAUGCAAGCCAUGGCGGAGAGGCAUUUCAAUGACUAUAUCGAAGGUCCUCUCCCACAUGUGAACACGCUGGUACAAAAUAUUUCACUAAUGUUGAUCAACUCACAUCGCAGCUUGGAUGCGCCACGUCCGAGCAUGCCGGGCUUAGUGAGUGUCGGUGGAGUACAUAUCAAACCAGUCAAGCCGUUGCCAACGGAACUACAGCGCUAUCUCGACAACUCUAAACAUGGCGUCAUCUACUUCAGCCUUGGCACCUAUAUACACAGUACGGACAUGCCCAAAGGACACAUAAAAAUUCUACUCAACGCCUUCGCGCAACUCAAACAGAAUGUCUUGUGGAAAUAUGAGAACGCGACGCUCGACACGGACCUACCGCCCAAUGUGCGCAUCAGCAAAUGGUUGCCACAAAAUGAGAUUCUCGCACACCCCAAUACGAAGUUGAUCAUCACACAUGGCGGCAUCUUUAGCACACAGGAGGGUGUCUACUGGGGCAUACCACUGCUCUUCAUACCGAUCUUUGGUGAUCAGCAUCGCAACGCCCGAAAGGCGGUGCAAGCUGGCUAUGCGCGCUCGCUGCUCUUCGACAAAUUGACGAGCGAGGAUUUGGUGCAAAACGCACAGCAGCUGAUGAAGGAACCGCUAUAUAAGCGUAAAGCUUUGGAGGCGUCACAACUCUUUCGCGACAAUCCCAUACAACCGCUAGAGGAGGCAACCUACUGGUUGGAGUAUGUGUUGAGACAUCGAGGCGCGCCGCAUUUGAAGUCGCAUAGCGCGUAUAUGCCGCUCUAUCAGUACUUGUUGUUGGAUGUGUUGGGUUGUACGCUCCUGUUGUUGUUAUUGAUUAUUUUAUUGUUUGUUGUAAUCGUUAAAGUACUUAAGAGUUGUCUGGCAGAGAAGCUUAAGGCGCGAAAUGCGCGCAGAAAAAAGCAAAAAUAAAUUUAUUGUUGAGUGAAAUAUUACAUUGCGUCUAAGCAUUGCGCGCAAUUUUAUAUUAUAAAAA
Zeugodacus cucurbitae (melon fly) is the source of this 3487-nucleotide messenger RNA. RefSeq lists its product as uncharacterized. Lineage: Eukaryota; Metazoa; Arthropoda; Insecta; Diptera; Tephritidae. The transcript has 9 exons. Gene Ontology annotation, molecular function: UDP-glycosyltransferase activity. Bases 163 to 3423 code for a protein of 1086 amino acids. The record is from RefSeq and is a predicted model, not a curated record.